AAAGUUGGGAUGCUUUUCUUCACCCAGUGCUUUGGGGCUGUGUUAGAUCUUAUUCACCUCCGAUUUCAGCAGUACAAAGCGAAGCGGGUUUUCUCCGCAGCUGGGCAACUUGUCUGCGUUGUCAAUCCCACGCACAACCUAAAGUAUGUGUCCAGUCGACGAGCCAUCACUCAGAGCACCACAGAGCAAGGCAGCUUCCACCCUCACCAUCUCACCCACCAUCACUGUCAUCACCACCACCACCGCCACCUGUGUCACCACGCCCACCCCCACCACCUCCACCACCAGGAGGCAGGGCUGCACAGCGCCCAGGUGACACCCUGCAUGUGCCCCUUGUUCUCCUGCCAGUGGGAAGGCCACUUGGAAGUAGUGGUGCCACACCUGAGGCAGAUCCACAGGGUUGACAUCCUGCAGGGAGCCGAAAUAGUCUUCUUGGCUACGGACAUGCACCUGCCUGCGCCAGCCGACUGGAUCAUCAUGCACUCCUGCCUUGGCCACCACUUCCUACUGGUGCUAAGGAAGCAGGAGAGGCACGAGGGGCACCCUCAGUUCUUUGCCACCAUGAUGCUGAUCGGGACCCCUACCCAGGCCGACUGCUUCACCUACCGCCUGGAGCUCAACAGGAAUCACCGGCGUCUCAAAUGGGAGGCCACCCCCCGGUCUGUCCUUGAGUGUGUGGACUCAGUGAUAACUGAUGGGGACUGCCUUGUCCUCAACACAUCAUUGGCCCAGCUGUUCUCUGACAAUGGCAGCCUUGCUAUCGGGAUUGCUAUCACUGAGACGGAAGUCCAUGCCACUGAAACCGAGAUGUGA
This is a messenger RNA of Ochotona curzoniae (black-lipped pika), 813 nucleotides long. It is a transcript of the gene SIAH3, whose product is annotated as siah E3 ubiquitin protein ligase family member 3. NCBI's taxonomy places the organism in Eukaryota, Metazoa, Chordata, Mammalia, Lagomorpha, Ochotonidae. The record is from RefSeq and is a predicted model, not a curated record. Bases 10 to 813 code for a protein of 267 amino acids. Gene Ontology annotation, cellular component: cytoplasm. The transcript has 2 exons. Gene Ontology annotation, molecular function: ubiquitin conjugating enzyme binding; ubiquitin protein ligase activity. Gene Ontology annotation, biological process: multicellular organism development; proteasome-mediated ubiquitin-dependent protein catabolic process.